GAGUACUGGGAGUACUGGUUCUACUGGGAUACUGGGAAUACUUCCACUUUAACCAGCGUCUCCAGCUUCACUCCAGACAAAAUGGCGUCCAAGUUAGAGGAGGAUCUGAGCUGUCCGGUCUGCCUGGACAUCUUUAAAGAUCCCAUCAUGCUGUCCUGCAGCCACAGCUUCUGUAGAGAGUGUGUGGAGAAGAGCUGGAAGGAGAAGGAGGACAAGGAGUGUCCCAUCUGUAAGAGGAGACACUCAAAGGAAUUAUUACCUGUUAGCUUUGCUUUAAAGAAUCUGUGUGAGACUUUUCUGCAGGAGAGAAAACAGAGAGCUUCAGAGGAUCCAUGCAGUCUGCAUCAGGAGAAGCUCAAACUCUUCUGUCUGGACCAUCAGGAGCCGGUGUGUGUCGUCUGCAGUCAUUCAGAAAAACACGCUGAGCACCGAUUCAAACCCAUUGAUGAAGCUGUUCAACAACACAAGAAGAACCUUGAGGAAACUCUGCAGCCCUUAAAGAAGAAGUUAGAGGCUCUUAAAUACGUUAAAGUGAAGUUUGAUCAAACAGAAGCUCACAUGGAGGUCCAGGCCCGACACACAGAGAGGCAGAUUAAGGAGCAGUUCAAGAAGCUUCAUCAGUUUCUAGCAGAGGAAGAGGAGGCCAGGCUACGAGCACUGAGGGAGGAAGAGGAGCAGAAGAGACAGAGGAUGAAGGAGCAGAUGGAGGCUCUGAGAGCACAGAUAGCAGAUCUUUCACAGACAGUCAGAGCCACAGAGGACCAGCUGACGGCCCAAGACGUCUCCUUCCUGAAAAACUACAAGGCUGCAGUGGAGAGAGUCCAGCAGUGCCCCCUGCUGGAGGAGCCACAGCUGCCCUCAGGAGCUCUGAUAGACCAGGCCAAACACCUGGGCAACCUGGCCUUCAAGAUCUGGACCAAGAUGAAGGAUGUGGUCUCCUACACACCCGUCAUUCUAGACCCCAACACUGCUGGAUUAAACCUCAUCCUGUGUGAUGAUCUGACCACUGUGAGAGGAGGAGAGAGACAGCAGCAUCCUGAUAAUCCAGAGAGGUUUGAUAAUUCCUUCUCUGUCCUGGGCUCUGAGGGCUUUAACUCAGGGACUCACAGCUGGGACGCCAAGGUCAGAGACAGUAGAUCCUGGUUCCUGGGAGUAUUACCAGAGUCUGCUGAGAGGAAGGGAUACAUAUUGUCUAGAGUUUGGGCAGUACGGUUCUGUUUUGGUAAAUACUACACACACACACCAUCACAUCCAGACACUGUUCUCUCAGUUCAGACAGAACCAAAGAGGAUCCGAGUGAAUCUGGACUGUAACAGAGGAGAGCUGUCGUUCUCUGAUCCUGAUACUAACACACUCAUACACUCCUUCACACACAAUUUCACUGACAGGAUGCUUCCAUUCUUUAUUACUGGGCUUUUCUCCUCACUGCAGAUUCUCCCAGAGAAGAUCUCUGUGAGCGUGGAACCAAACUAAACAAACAUGAUGUUAUGAUGGCAUUUGAUCCAGUCACUUCUGAUAUUUGACUACAGAAACUUUCCUUUCAUGGUUUACAGUCAACAAAUCUAUGAUGGAUCUAUGAUGGACAUGUUUAUUAAGCCACAAACAGAAAAGCUCACAAUUGCUGUGUUGUAAUUGUAGGCUGUUAGAUUUCAUGCUGCUCAUUUUUUACAAGAAGUUUGUGGCAAAUUCAUGACACUUGUUUGAAGAGAAGAAGUCAGUGGAGGUUGAUCUGGGGGGAUUGAUCCAUUGAUCACCUGUAGAGAACAGGUAGC
Molecule: messenger RNA, 1772 nt
Organism: Cheilinus undulatus (humphead wrasse)
Lineage: Eukaryota; Metazoa; Chordata; Actinopteri; Labriformes; Labridae
Product: nuclear factor 7, brain-like
Exons: 2
Coding region: 82-1473 (463 amino acids)
Molecular function (GO): protein binding; zinc ion binding
Source: RefSeq, a predicted model, not a curated record